AUGAAAAUUUUUCGAAUAUUACCAAUCGUAUGUGGGCAAGAUGAUUUUAAUAAAACUGAAAUUGUUCGCGAUGUUGAUUGCAAAUUGACUGGACUGAACUGUGGUCCCAAUAUGCAGUUCAUUACUGUUAAGCAAUUUUCGCCAAGCUUCUCGCCUAUCAAACCAAACGACAAAAUUUGCAUGCAGCAAUGCACAUAUGUUAUUCCUCAAGCGAUGAAAAUUGUUGAAACACGUGCUACAAAAUUAGCAAUAAUUUCAUUGGCAAAACCUGCAAAAUUCUCACAAUGUGCGAAAAUGGGUCUCUGUGCAUUGAAUGAAAAAAUUGAAGAUCCCAGAUGCAAAUUAACUGAUAAAAAUUGUGGUGAAAACAUGAAAUUUAUCACCAUUAACCGCAGUAAUCGUAUACUAACACCUUUCGUUUAUUACUUUAGAUUUUGCAUUCAACAAUGCAAAUGUGCACCAAACGAAUACAUUGAAAAGGAUGGCAAAUGUUUUAAGAAUUCAAAUUUGAUUAACCAUGUGACCUAUUCAUAUGGUGAAGAAGUAUUUGAUUUUUCUUGCCAGUUGGCAGGCAGCAAAUGUGGACUGAACAUGAUGUUUGUGAACAUCGAUCCAUAUAAAUCACGUUUCGCCUAUCCUCAAUUCUCUUCUUCCAUUUUUUGUAUCGUACGAUGCGAAUGUAUUAAACCGUAUGAGGGAAAAGAUGGGCGAUGCACAUAA
Messenger RNA from Dracunculus medinensis (Guinea worm), 720 nucleotides. NCBI's taxonomy places the organism in Eukaryota, Metazoa, Nematoda, Chromadorea, Rhabditida, Dracunculidae. The record is from the annotation of a GenBank genome assembly.